AUGGGCCACGCCAGUCGGAUUAUGCUUCCCUCCGGCUCUGAGUCAGGGUACUCAAUAGGGGAUAGUCCUGCACCAUCGCCACGUGAAGGUCCCAACAGCUCAAUCGCACCCGGCCUGGUCAGCUUCAGUAGCCUCGAAUUAGUUUGGAUUGCAAGCGCCCCCCUGUCCCCUCGCUACUCCACUCUGGGAAUAAUGACGGGGUUAAAGGAGACCUUAGCAAUUGACAUCAGCAAUCGUAUCGCCCUAACCGGCCCGUCGAUCGAUACCAACACUUCUUUUCGCGAGCCACGAGAGGAAUAG
Aspergillus luchuensis is the source of this 300-nucleotide messenger RNA. RefSeq lists its product as uncharacterized. The transcript has a single exon. Lineage: Eukaryota; Fungi; Ascomycota; Eurotiomycetes; Eurotiales; Aspergillaceae. Bases 1 to 300 code for a protein of 99 amino acids. The record is from RefSeq and is a predicted model, not a curated record.